Porites lobata is the source of this 1695-nucleotide messenger RNA. The record is from the annotation of a GenBank genome assembly. Lineage: Eukaryota; Metazoa; Cnidaria; Anthozoa; Scleractinia; Poritidae.
AUGAUCCAUCACAGUAAGUCUGAGACAACCUAUCAGAUGUUGGCCACCACGUGCGUCAGAAAAUGCAGUAGUCUGACUAAUGCAAAAGGCUUUAUUACCGACGGAGAAACAGCCCUCCAAAAUGCAUUUCAAGAACAGUUGAAGCAUUCGCAGAGUCUCCGAUGCUUCAAACACUUCGAGAACAAUUGCAAGAAUAAAUUGAGGGACUUAGGCAUAAAAAGUGAAAAGGAUCAGAAGUACUUUUUGGCGAAGACGUUUGGAGUUCGUGGGAAAGAAGAAGGGAUCAUUGACGCAGUAGACGGCAAGGACCUGCGUAAACGUUUGAGAUCCGCACAAAAUGAAGUAGAGGAACAAGAACGACUGACCCUUGGUAAAGACGAGCAGUACGCCCCCAAGUAUUGGUCUUACCUGAAUGACAAUAGAAAGAUGAUAAGGAGACAUAUGGUAGACGAUGUAAGGAGAAAGGCUGGUCUGAUGGAUGGGGAAAACGGAAGGCCAAAAAGGUGUUACACCAACUGUUCGGAAUCGAUGAACAACAUUAUGAAGGCAGCAAAGAACACCUUUACCAAGGAAAGCGGUGCUACUCAUUUAACUGAACUCCAAUUUACCCGGCACGUGUUUGAAGCCAUACAUGAUCAUCAAGUUGAAGAGUUUCAGUCCGCAGUGGCUGGAGUAAGCGACGAGUAUGUCCUGGCUGACCACAGCAAAUAUUUACAGGUUCUAGCAGAUGUGUGGUUUGAUUGGUCACCCAAAACGAGGAAUACGUACAUUGGAAAUAUCCAAAAACUGUCCAUGGAAGACAUAUUUCAACAGAAAGAUGUCCCCUGGCCAAGUGACAACAUGAGCGAGGAUCGCUUCGAAUUUAGGGACCUUGAAGUAGACGUUGCUGGCAUCCUUUCAGAUCACUUCGGUUACUCUGCAGACAACUCCAUAGCAAUAAAGCGAGAGGUACUAAACUUAGUCAACCACCCAACAGCCAUUCAGCCCAAAGCCUCACUGGCCACGAAAGAAAACCUAAAGUUUGAAGUAGCUAGUCCAAGUGCUAGGAAUGGAAGUGUUCUGGUGACUGUUUACAGGGAUCACGUAGGAUGUGUUUGUGGCAGGUAUCGACAUGACAACAUAUGUAAACACUCUAUUGCUGUGGCUGCACGUCAGUCCAUUCUCUCCACCCACUUUAAUUUCCUCAAGAAGAAAUCAAAGAAAGGAAGCCGCACGGCCCUUGCAGAGUACGAUGUCAACAAGAAUACCGCAGGAAAGAAAGGGGCUAGAAAUAAAAACUCGUAUAGGCCGGAAAGAUAUUGUAGCAGUGGAGUAGAACCAAGUAAUCAAGCAAGGCAGACAUUCACUGAAAUCCAUCAUAACGAAAAUCAGUUUGUUUUGAUGUUCCUGCCACAAGAAGCCAGGACGUGCAAAUCAUGCGAAAUCGAGUUCUGUCAACGCAAGCAAGUCAUCCCAUUCAACAUGGUGUUUGCCCACAAAGAACGCUGGUUGUAUCCUGUUGAUGGUGAUUGGUCGAAAGCGAAAGCGUCAAAGAAGGAGACCAAUCGCUUUUAUCAUACUGCAAAGAAAUGCAUCCUUAAGAGAUUCCCCUAUUUCAAUUGGGAAUAUGUUGAAAUUCCGUCCCAUGUCGCUGAUUCUUUGAGUGAAUCGCACAGGAAGUAUCUCAGGAGCGAGUUUCAAGACGCUGUCGUAUAA